AUGAUAAGUGACAGUAAUAGAGCUUGCAGGCCUAUUACUAUGCAAAUCAACAGGGGAUAUAUUGCUGUUGCUGGGGAUGAUGAGUCUGUGCAAGAAGCACCAGGACUUGGUCGAUCCCAAGAGGGCGGUGGGCAGCCACAUGGUCUACUGCCUUCUGAGCCCCCUUCCUACGGAGAAGCGCACAGUGAGUUAGAGGGGCAAGGAUCACAAUUUGAAAUGGAGUUCAGUGAUUUAGAGGGCGACAGCUACCAAGGGCGGUUUCAGAAACUUCGAGAGCAGUUCAAGUACAAAGUGCUCGAUCGAGUACGGAACCGGAUUAUAGAUCCGUUAGGCUACUUGAUGCAGUUUCUGUCCGAAAAGACAGACUACUACCUGAGCAAGGUUGGAAAUCCGUUGCUGCUGCGCCGUUUCUUGUACAUUCUGGUGAUGUCGGCAAUGAUGUAUUAUGUGAUGAUCAGCGGUUUGCUGCCGAAUAACCACAAUACAGGCAUGCACGGGAUGUUCUCGGAUCAACAGCAGUUGAUUGAAUACGCGCGUCGGUGUGUUAACUUUGCAAAGAUGGAAGAAGAUUUGGAGUACCUGAGCAAGAUGCCGCAUAUGGCUGGCACGAAGGGCGAUAUGGCGAUGCUGAACUAUGUGAAGUCGUCAUUCUCGAACAACGGACUGAAGGUUAUCCAGCGCGAUUACCAGACUUACAUCAACUACCCGGGGCCUGUUAGCACCGAGAUAUUCAAGGAUGGAAAAUCAUUGUUUUCGUUCUCUCUUACAGAGGAGAACUUCUGUCCACUGUCGCCCGUUGGAAGCGUCGAAGAUGCCAGUAUUAUCUACGCACACCGCGGGACGCGAGCAGAUUUGGAACGUUUGCGUGAUGCGCACCUACUAGACGAUAAGACAGUGUUGUUAAUGCACUAUGGGGAAGUUGUGGCAGACCAAGUGUUUUUAGCACAGGAGUUUGGCGCGGUCGGUAUUCUUUUUGUAUCUGAUCCAUAUGGCACUGACGAGAAUGUGAUUCAACGAAUGCCUGUCGGUCUACCUCAGUAUGGAACUGGUAACCCAUUAAAACCAUCUGCUGCCGAAGACCCGUCUUCGAAGUUGAAUGGUAAGGAUACCGCAGCGAUACCAAAAAUUCCCAUAAUUCCAUUGUCCUACAAGCAGGGGCGGCAAAUACAAGAAGUCUUAGCGCACUCGGAGCAGACUAUAAAAUUUAGAAAUGGAUGGUAUACAGGUACUUUGAAAGAUAUCAAGGUAAAUAUGAAGUCGGAGCCCAAAGAACGAGAAGACCACCAUUCUUGGACUGUUUUUGGUAAGAUAGAUGGGAGGGAGCAAAAUGAUAAAGCCAUUCUUGUAAUGGCAUCUCGUGAUUCGAUAGGAUAUGGUGCCUCAUACCCCAACUAUGGCCAAAUGAUGCUACUUUCCCUAGUUGAACUCUUCCAGCAGAUCAAAUAUAAGUUCGACUGGAAGCCACUGCGCAACAUAUACUUUGUUUCAUUUGAUGCUUCCGUUUAUAAUUCAGCAGAUGCUACGGAGUUGCUGUGGAGUGGAGUUGAUAAACAUAAGAGCCGAAUUUACUCAGUCAUAGACAUCAGCCAGCUGGGCCUGGAAUCUGAUGGGAAAAAGCAGUUAGAUAUCCAAGCGCAUGCCCUUGUGCAGGCACUAUUUAGCCAGGAGCGCGAAAAGUUUGGCUUUGAUAUGCAAGUUCGUGAUGUUGAACAGUACGGUGACUGGACUCCAUUCAUGGCAAAUGGAAUCCCUGUGGCUGUGCUCUCUUCUCGGAACGUAGUGGAGCGGAAACUGCCCAUUUUUACAAAGCAUGAUACAUUUGAGUACCUCAGCAAGACGGUUCUACAAAACAAUGGCUGGGUAAACACCGGUGAUCUUUUGCUAGUUGUGUUCCAAGCGCUCCUCAAACUCGCCGAUGACCCUUUGAUCCCAUUCGAUAUUUUAACUUAUGCUGAUGACCUAAGCCACCACCUUGAAGACCUCGAACGCAUGGCGGAAGGCCAGGAUCUGGUCUUCACCCAGGUUAAAGAAGGCCUCAGCAUUUGGAGAAAGCUGGGUGAGGACUGGAACGUCUGGCGCUCCACCUGGAACCGCAUCGUUAUGAUCGAUAACAACGGUAUUGAGCCCUCUAUUCUUUCGAUUGAAAGGUGGACACAAAACAAAAAACUGAGCAAUAUCGCCGCCCGUCAGUUUCACCGCCAGGGUCUUCCCGGACGUGCAUUCUAUAAAAACAUUAUUUUUGGGCCUUCCCUCUACCUCUCUGAUAAGUUUCAUUCGUGGUCUUUUCCAGCUGUUAGAGACGCCAUACAGAGCGGAGACAUGACACGGGCACACGCCGCCCUUAAAUACCUUGCCACUAUCUUGAAGAUAUCGGCUGAAAACUAUCAGGACGAGACAUUAAACUUGUAA
Molecule: messenger RNA, 2409 nt
Organism: Eremothecium gossypii ATCC 10895
Lineage: Eukaryota; Fungi; Ascomycota; Saccharomycetes; Saccharomycetales; Saccharomycetaceae
Product: AAL107Wp
Exons: 1
Coding region: 1-2409 (802 amino acids)
Molecular function (GO): carboxypeptidase activity
Source: RefSeq, marked provisional